AUGAAGAAGAAGGAUCGAGGAGUUGUCAUUAUUCCUUGCACCAUCGAUGAUAGGUCAUUAAAAAAAGCUCUUAUUGAUUUAGGACCUAGUGUGAGUCUCAUGCCGUUAUCCAUUUACAAGAAACUGGGUAUAGGGGUUAUGCAAGAUGCUAGGAUGACACUUCAAUUUGUCGAUCAUUCAGUUAAGAAACCUUAUGGGAUAGUUGAAGGUGUUCUAGUGAAGAUUGACAAGUUUGUAUUCCCGGUGGAUUUCGUGAUUCUAGAAAUGCCUGAGGAUGAAGAGAUUCCUCUCAUUGUUGGGAGACCCUUUUUAGAUACUAGCAGAUGUUUGAUCAACAUAGAGGAAGGUACUAUGACUUUGAAGGUUUAUGAUGAGGAAUUAAAUAUUGAUGUUCGAAACACCAUGAAAUACAAACAUGAUGUUGGCACUAGUCAUACCAUAGAGGUUCUAGUUCAAGUGAUUGCUUAA
Messenger RNA from Lathyrus oleraceus (garden pea), 468 nucleotides. RefSeq lists its product as uncharacterized. The transcript has a single exon. NCBI's taxonomy places the organism in Eukaryota, Viridiplantae, Streptophyta, Magnoliopsida, Fabales, Fabaceae. Bases 1 to 468 code for a protein of 155 amino acids. Gene Ontology annotation, molecular function: aspartic-type endopeptidase activity. Gene Ontology annotation, biological process: proteolysis. The record is from RefSeq and is a predicted model, not a curated record.